Messenger RNA from Coregonus sp. 'balchen', 12036 nucleotides. The record is from the annotation of a GenBank genome assembly. Lineage: Eukaryota; Metazoa; Chordata; Actinopteri; Salmoniformes; Salmonidae.
AACAGCGGUGGGACUCUGGCCACCUUCUCUCUUCCUCCCGGGAUGACCUACCCAGUCCAGAUCCCUGCAGGGGUCACACUGCAGACGGCCUCUGGUAAGAAGGGCCACAGCAUGCGUGAACCUCCAUACACACACAUGCGUUUUGACAAACUUCAUUUAAAAAGAACAUUAAUCAGUCUCUGUUUCAACACCUAUAAUAUACACUCCCUUGGUGCAUGUUUAUGGUGCAUAUGUAGCCACUGGUAUGGUUCUGGGCAGAAUUAAUAAUAUGAUAUUAAAAUGUCAAGUCCCCAUUUAACAACUUAAUGUAAAAGAAAGAAUGGAUACACGUUUCUAGAAUAGAUCCCUUUACUUAUCGAUUCCUCUGCCUCCCUAAGGCCAGCUUUAUAAGGUCAAUGUCCCAGUGAUGGUGACCCAGGCUCCAGCCAGCCAUCCCCAGCCCCAGCCCCAGCCCCAGCCCCAGCCCCAGCCCAGGCAAGGGGUGCCUGUAGUGGAGUGGAGAGAUCCCAGCUCAGCUUCCCAGCAGUCAGCCACAGUGGUCCCUUCUACUGUCCUGAAGAACAUGGCCCUUCCGAAGACCGAACCGUUCUCCCCACGGCCUGUGGCCCCUCCCAGAGCUGUACCUCAGACCGAACCGUUCUCCUCACGGCCUGUGGCCCAUCCCAGAGCUGUACCUCAGACCGAACCGUUCUCCCCACGGCCUGUGGCCCCUCCCAGAGCUGUACCUCAGACCGAACCGUUCUCCCCACGGCCUGUGGCCCCUCCCAGAGCUGUACCUCAGACCGAACCGUUCUCCCCACGGCCUGUGGCCCCUCACAGAGCUGUACCCCAGACCACAGAGCAGAAGAACCUGAUGCCUCCGGUCCAGGUGAAUCACCAUCUUGAUAUGUUUUUAUUGUGGCACUUUGGGUUUUUGAAACGUGUUUUACAAAACCAUAAUGUAUUUUUCUCCAGCCACCUAAUGAGAAGCCUGUGCUUCCUCAACCUGUGGUCCAGCCCACAGUUCAGGAGAAUCAUCUCCUUCAGCAGCCACAGGUUCCUUCAGCUCAGGCAAUCUUUUCUGUGCAGACUCCAGUGUCCUUCCUGUCCCAACCGCCAUCUCACCCCCAAGAGAGCCCCUUCGACAGUGGUGAUUUCACUCUGGAUGGGAUUGAUUUCGACAGUCCACAGCCAGUAGACAUGAGCCUGUCCUCGUCCCUGUCCUGCGGUUCCGCCCACAUGCCAAGCCUUCAGGUAGUCAAUGACUUGUGGAUAAUUCCGCCAUAUCUUCAUCAAACAGUCAAUAAUCUCAUGUUAUUACAAUGGCAAGGAUGUGUACUGCUAUAUUUCAGAAGACAUAGGCUGCCUCCCAAAUGGCACCCUUUUCCCUAUAUACUGCACUGCUUUUGACCAUGGCCCAUAGGGCGUUAGUCAAAAGUAGUGCACUAUAUAGGGAAAAGGGUGCCAUUUGGGAACAAGAGACCUGAGCCAAGGUUCAACAUACAGCUUAUAUAAUCAUGUCCAUUUUACCCAGGUCAAGAUGGAGACGACCCUGUCUGAAGGGUCAGAGUUUAUGGGUCAGGGGUCAGAGUUCGAGGCCAGCGAGGUGGGGGUAGAGGAGAUUGUGAAACAGGAGGAUCAUGGAGGAGCGGUGGCUGAUAUGACAACCCACUUGGAGGGUCUACCUGUGGAUGCUACCAAGGUAAGACAGGAGAUGGCAUCUGGGACUCAGGCCCAAUCCCAAAUCCACCACUAGAACCUUGUAGAUUUGAGAGGAUUUCAUACUGUAGGUUUAAUCAAUAUGGUGAAACGCCCACCUAACCUGUCAAAGGGCAAGGUGGAGUGUUUGUUAUAUUGCUAACACCAGUCAAAUUCUCUCAGAUCUCCAGAAGUAUUUAGGGCAUCGGGUCUCAAUUUGUAGUUCAUAGCACUUCCUGUUCCUUCUUCCCCAGCUGGAGAUGGCCCUGCUGAAAGACUACAACUACAGCGAUGCUCUGGCAGACAUCAUCCAGCUGGACGGGCCUGCGGACAGCAGCUCUGACGUGGAGGAGGUGGAGGAGUUGGAAGGAGGUGUGUAGCAUUGUCAACAAUAGUUAUGCUAGCCAAGGGAAGUGAUUGCCUUGUUAGCUAACGAUUGCUGCGUCAUUCUAAUAGGCUGUGUUUAAACAGGCAGCCCAAUUCUGAUUUUUUUCCCAGUCAGAUCAGUUCUGAAAGAUGUGAAAAGAGCUGAUGUGAUUGGUCAAAAUACCAAUUAGUUGAAAAAAGAUCAGAAUUGGGCUGCCUGUGUAAAUGCAGCCAUAGAGGAGUUUGCUGAUGCAUAAACAAAGUGUGGUUACAGGUGCGAUGGGAGAGAAUGAGUUCCUAGGCAUGAUGACUGCUGAGGCCCUACAGGAGGCAGAGGGCAGCAGUGAUGAUGGCAACUCCAGCUCCAGUGGCGACAGUGUGGGGAUGGAUGAAAUCACAGUGGAAGAGGUAAGAAAUGGGUCUGUCCUCAUUGUUUUUUUAAAUAAGCCUAGUCCUGUCUGGUUACCUGGACACAGAUCAAGCCUAGUCCUGUCUGGUUACCUGGACACAGAUCAAGCCUAGUCCUGUCUGGUUACCUGGACACAGAUCAAGCCUAGUCCUGUCUGGUUACCUGGACACAGAUCAAGCCGGUAGAGUACGGCGCUUGUAACGCCAAGGUAGUGGGUUCGAUCCCCGGGACCACCCAUACACACAAAAAAAUUUAUGCACGCAUGACUGUAAGUCGCUUUGGAUAAAAGCGUCUGCUAAAUGGCAUAUUAUUAUAAGCCUAGUCCUGUCUGGUUACCUGGACACAGAUCAAGCCUAGUCCUGACUGGUUACCUGGACACAGAUCAAGCCUAGUCCUGACUGGUUACCUGGACACAGAUCAAGCCUAGUCCUGACUGGUUACCUGGACACAGAUCAAGCCUAGUCCUGACUGGUUACCUGGACACAGAUCAAGCCAAGUCCUGUCUGGUUACCUGGACACAGAUCAAGCCUAGUCCUGUCUGGUUACCUGGACACAGAUCAAGCCUAGUCCUGUCUGGUUACCUGGACACAGAUCAAGCCUAGUCCUGGACAAACAGGCACUUUAAAUGGAGAAUCUAUUUUGAUAAGUCCCGACGCUUCUGAACCUGUACAAAAGUCUGUAGAUGGUGCUGUUGCAUCAUUUGACACUAAUCACUUAAUAGUAUUUGGGUCCUCCUAUGCCUUAUUGGCAUGAACAAAACCAGAGAUUAACCCUGUUUACAGUUUUUGCCCAUUGCUUACACACUAAAACCGAAUGCUUAGACCAAAGCCUCAAUACCUAAACUUCUUGUAGCAUACCUUAAACACAGUGUAACCAUAGCUUAAACACAAUGUCAACUUUGCACUUUGUUUGCAAUUCUGUAACACACUUAUUGUGAAACACUACACACGUUUUCUUACAUUAGACACUUUGUUCAAAAACGAAAUCACCUGUUAUCAUUGGGAAAACACUCUGUUCAAAAUGCAAAACUCAUCUGGCAAUUGUAUGCACUUACAUACACACCUGAAAACACUUGCACAGAAAACAGAACACCAAUCAGUCUGAGCCUUAGCACUACAAAUAGGCCUCAGGUAAGCCAUUUUUAGAACUUUGCAAGCAUGGAGGCAAUGAGAGUCAGAGUAAGAGGAGGACAAAGAGAGAGAGGAGUCGGAUGUGGAAGAGGACGUGGAAGAGGACGAGGACCAGUGCGGAGACGUAUAUCAGAUGACAUCAGGGCUACUCUGGUGGACCAUGUGAUAAAUCAUGGCCUGUCCAUGAGGGAGGCUGGGCAAAGAGUCCACCCUAACCUCAGUCGCUACACAGUAGCAUCGAUAAUAAGGACAUUCCGACUGGAGAACAGGUAUAUCUUCAAGUUUCUACUCCAGACUGUACCUACUGUAUGUGUCACAUGAUUCUGUAUAAUAUUACAGUAUUACUGUACUAACUAUACUAUACAAAAAUGGGUAGUGCUGUGAAGUACUGUAUAUGUAAAGGAAUACCAUUGUGAUGUUGCAGUACUGUGUACAGUUUGAAAGUACAGUAUGUGAAAAAUUACCUAACCAAUGACAUCUUGUGGUGGCAUUUUCUACAGAAUGGUUGGACGACCUCCUCAAGGUGGAAGGGAACGGCUCUUCACUCAACAACAAGAGCUUGCCAUCAUUGAAAUGGUACGAGAAAAUAAUGCAAUCCGACUUCGUGAGUUGCAACAACGCAUAAUUGCAAAUGGAAAUGAAUUCAACAAUAUCAACAGGGUCAGCAUUUCUACACUAAGUCGCAUCCUACAGAAACAUAACUUCAGAAUGAAGCAGCUGUACAGGGUGCCAUUUGAGAGGAACAGUGUCAGGGUCAAGGAUCUGCGCCAUGAUUAUGUGCAGGUAUGUGUCACUUUACUUUACAUACUAUAUAAUGUGAUGUGGGAAUGAGGGUUUAUGCUGCCACCUGCCCUGCCUGUAGCUUGUAGUUUUUGUCUAUACUCACCCAACCCAGCCCCUACUUGUGUGAAAAUAUAGACAUUGUAGUUACUGUAUGUGUUUUCAGUAACACUAUUCAAUAUUUUAUGUUACAGACAGUUCUGGAGUUUGAUGCCGCCGAACUGCCACAUGAGUUCAUCUACGUGGAAGAGGCAGGCUUCAAUCUGGCCAAAACCAGGCGUCGGGGCCGUAACGUAGUUGGACAAAGGGCUGUUGUAAAUGUCCCUGGGCAGCGUGGGGGAAAUAUCACCUUGUGUGCUGCAAUUAGUGUGCAAGGAGUCCUGCAUCAUCAUGCCACUCUAGGUCCCUACAAUACAGGACAGAUCAUUGCAUUUCUAGAUGCACUACAUGCAGUUGUGCAGGACAGACCACAGCAGCCCAGGUUUGUUGUCAUCUGGGAUAAUGUUAGUUUCCACCGGGCUGCUCUGGUCCGAGAUUGGUUCAACAACCAUAAUCAUUUCACAGUUUUAUACCUGCCCCCUUAUAGCCCCUUUCUAAAUGCAAUCGAGGAAUUAUUUUCAGCGGGCGGUGGAAAGUAUAUGAUCGGCAACCACAUGCCCGCAUGACUCUUCUGCAAGCAAUGGAAGAGGCAUGUGGAGACAUUGAGGUGGGAUCAAUCCAAGGGUGGAUUCGGCACACAAGGCGAUAUUUUCCCCGAUGCCUAGCCCGCGAGGACAUCGCCUGUGAUGUUGACGAGGUCUUGUGGCCAGAUCCGAACAGAAGGCGUGAUCCAUAAGCCCCCCCGCACCCCACCACACACACACACAUGCACACACACACGCACGCACACACGCACACAAAACAAGUAUAUGUUUUUUCCCCCAAUAGCAAUUUAUCCAGUAAUUUUUUAUUUUUUUACUUUUGUUUUGUUGCUAAAUUUGAUGUUAAGAAUUUCUGUAAGAAUAUUUGUUUUUUUGUAAAAACUUUUUUGUAAAUACUGUUUGAUUACUGCAGACAUUCUACUUUUGAGUUUUACAGAAGACAAUGACAAUAAAAUGACAAUAAAAAUAGAAACACAAAGACUGCAGUGUUUUAUAUAAAGCCCAUCAGUGUGUUGCUGGUGAUAUGAAAGAGUAAUUCAAAUGUUGUUUGUGUGUAUGGUUUUGUUGCAAGAAUUUCAUUUUUAGAAAGGAGUGUUAAGUUUUGAUUGCAGUGUUUCAUUUUGGCAUAUAUGUGAGUUGUUAAUCUCCAAGUGCUAUGUCUGAUUGACUUGUGUGUUGAGUUUUGACAUAAUGACCCAAAUUCUGCAAAAAGUGUGUAAGCAAUAGGCAAAAACUGUAAGUCAAUGUACUUUAGGAGGAUGUGAAGUCUGUUGGCUGUCUUUGACUGCUGAGCUGCCUCUGACAUGUUGACUCUGACAUGUUGACUCUGCCUCUGACAUGUUGCCUCUGACAUGUUGCCUCUGACAUGUUGCCUCUGACAUGUUGACUGCCUCUGACAUGUUGCCUCUGACAUGUUGACUGCCUCUGACAUGUUGACUCUGCCUCUGACAUGUUGCCUCUGACAUGUUGACUCUGCCUCUGACAUGUUGCCUCUGACAUGUUGACUCUGCCUCUGACAUGUUGCCUCUGACAUGUUGACUCUGUCUCUGACAUGUUGACUCUGCCUCUGACAUGUUCUCUGCCUCUGACAUAUUGCCUCUGACAUGUUGACUCUGCCUCUGACAUGUUGACUGCCUCUGACAUGUUGACUGCCUCUGACAUGUUGCCUCUGACAUCUUGACUCUGCCUCUGACAUGUUGACUCUGCCUCUGACAUGUUGACUCUGCCUCUGACAUGUUGACUGCCUCUGACAUGUUGCCUCUGACAUGUUGACUCUGCCUCUGACAUAUUGCCUCUGACAUGUUGACUCUGCCUCUGACAUGUUGACUCUGCCUCUGACAUGUUGACUCUGCCUCUGACAUGUUGACUCUGCCUCUGACAUGUUGACUGCCUCUGACAUGUUGCCUCUGCCUCUGACAUGUUGCCUCUGCCUCUGACAUGUUGCCUCUGACAUGUUGACUCUGCCUCUGACAUGUUGACUGCCUCUGACAUGUUGACUCUGCCUCUGACAUGUUGCCUCUGACAUGUUGCCUCUGACAUGUUGCCUUUUGACAUGUUGACUCUGACAUGUUCCCUCCGCCUCUAACAUGUUGCCUCUGCCUCUGACAUGUUGCCUCUGACAUGUUGACUCUGACAUGUUGACCUCAGGGUUCUGACAUGUUUACCUGACAUGUUGACUCUGCCUCUGACAUGUUUCCUCUCCUCUGACAUGUUGACUCUGCCUCUGACUGUUGCCUCUGACAUGUUGCCUCUUUAAUGUUGCCUCGAAAUGUUGACUUGCCUCUGACAUGUUGCCUCUGACAUGUUGACUCUGCCUCUGACAUGUUGCCUCUGACAUGUUGACUCUGCCUCUGAAUAUUGCCUGAAUGUUGACUCUGCUCUGACAUGUUGCCUCGACAUGUUGCCUCUGACAUGUUGACUCGCCUCUGAACAUGUUGCCUCUGACAUGUUGCCUUGACAUGUUUACUGCCUCUGACAUGUUGCCUCUGACAUGUUUACUGCCUCUGACAUGUUGACUCUGGCCUCGGACAUGUUGCCUCUGAAAAUUUUUGACUGCCUCUGACAUGUUGACUCUGCCUCUGACAUGUUGCCUCUGACAUGUUGCCUCUGACAUGUUGCCUCUGACAUGUUGCCUCUGACAUGUUGCCUCUGACAUGUUGACUCUGCCUCUGACAUGUUGCCUCUGACAUGUUGACUCUGUCUCUGACAUGUUGACUCUGCCUCUGACAUGUUGACUCUGACAUGUUGCCUCUGCCUCUGACAUGUUGCCUCUGACAUGUUGACUCUGCCUCUGACAUGUUGACUGCCUCUGACAUGUUGCCUCUGACAUGUUGACUCUGCCUAUGACAUGUUGACUCUGCCUCUGACAUGUUGACUCUGCCUCUGACAUGUUGCCUCUGACAUGUUGACUCUACCUCUGACAUGUUGACUGCCUCUGACAUGUUGACUCUGCCUCUGACAUGUUGACUGCCUCUGACAUGUUGCCUCUGACAUGUUGACUCUGCCUCUGACAUGUUGCCUCUGACAUGUUGACUCUGCCUCUGACAUGUUGACUGCCUCUGACAUGUUGCCUCUGCCUCUGACAUGUUGCCUCUGCCUCUGACAUGUUGCCUCUGACAUGUUGACUCUGCCUCUGACAUGUUGACUGCCUCUGACAUGUUGACUCUGCCUCUGACAUGUUGCCUCUGACAUGUUGCCUUUUGACAUGUUGACUCUGACAUGUUCCCUCCGCCUCUAACAUGUUUCCUCUGCCUCUGACAUGUUGCCUCUGACAUGUUGACUCUGACAUGUUGACUCAGGGUUCUGACAUGUUGACUCUGACAUGUUGACUCUGCCUCUGACAUGUUGACUCUGCCUCUGACAUGUUGCCUCUGAAAUGUUGACUCUGCCUCUAACAUGUUGCCUCUGACAUGUUGACUCUGCCUCUGACAUGUUGCCUCUGACAUGUUGACUCUGCCUCUGACAUAUUGCCUCUGACAUGUUGACUCUGCCUCUGACAUGUUGCCUCUGACAUGUUGCCUCUGACAUGUUGACUCUGCCUCUGACAUGUUGACUCUGCCUCUGACAUGUUGCCUCUGACAUGUUGCCUCUGACAUGUUGACUGCCUCUGACAUGUUGCCUCUGACAUGUUGACUGCCUCUGACAUGGUGACUCUGCCUCUGACAUGUUGACUCUGCCUCUGACAUGUUGCCUCUGACAUGUUGACUCUACCUCUGACAUGUUGACUGCCUCUGACAUGUUGACUCUGCCUCUGACAUGUUGACUGCCUCUGACAUGUUGCCUCUGACAUGUUGCCUCUGACAUGUUGACUCUGCCUCUGACAUGUUGACUCUGCCUCUGACAUGUUGACUCUGCCUCUGACAUGUUGACUCUGCCUCUGACAUGUUGACUCUGCCUCUGACAUGUUGACUGCCUCUGACAUGUUGCCUCUGACAUGUUGACUCUGCCUCUGACAUGUUGACUCUGCCUCUGACAUAUUGCCUCUGACAUGUUGACUCUGCCUCUGACAUGUUGACUGCCUCUGACAUGUUGCCUCUGACAUGUUGACUCUGCCUCUGACAUGUUGCCUCUGACAUGUUGACUCUGCCUCUGACAUGUUGCCUCUGCCUCUGACAUGUUGACUCUGCCUCUGACAUGUUGACUCUGCCUCUGACAUGUUGCUCUGACAUGUUUCCCCUGACAUGUUGACUCUGACAUGUGACUCUGCCUCUGACAUGUUGAACUCUGCCCCUGACAUGUUUCCUCGGACAUGUUGACUCUGCCUCUGACAUGUUUACUGCCUCUGACAUUUUUUUGCCUCUGCCUCUGACAUGUUGCCUCUGCCCCUGAAUGUUGCCUCGACGUUGACUCUGCCUCUGACUGUUGACUGCCUCUGACAUGUUGACCUUGCCUCUGACAUGUUUCCUUUUGGGCAAAGUUGACUUGACAUGUUCCCUCCGCCUCUAACAUGUUGCCCCUGCCUCUGACAUGUUGACUCUGCCUCUGACAUGUUGCCUCUGACAUGUUGACUCUGCCUCUGACAUGUUGCCUCGACAUGUUGCCUUUUGAAUUUGACUCUGACAUUUCCCUCCGCCUCUAACAUGUUUCCUCUGACAUGUUGACUCUGCCUCUGGGCAUGUUGACGCCUCUGACAUGUUUCCUCUGACAUGUUGACUCUGCCUCUGACAUGUUGACUCUUGCCUCUGACCUGUGACUCUGCCUCUGACAUGUUGACUCUGCCCCUGAAAAUGUUGACUCUGACAUGUUGACUCUGCCUCUGACAUGUUGCCUCUGACAUGUUGACUCUGCCUCUGACAUGUUUUCCCUUUACAUGUUGACUCUGCCUCUGACAUGUUGCCUCUGACAUGUUGCCUCUGACAUGUUGACUGCCUCUGACAUGUUGCCUCUGCCUCUGACAUGCUGCCUCUGCCUCUGACAUGUUGCCUCUGCCUCUGACAUGUUGCCUCUGCCUCUGACAUGUUGACUCUGACUCUGACAUGUUGACUGCCUCUGACAUGUUGACUCUGGGCAUGUUACCUCUGACAUGUUGACUCUGCCUCGACAUGUUUUCCUUGACAUUUUUGCUCUGCCUUGACAUUGCCAUCGACAUGUUGACUCUGCCUCUGACAUGUUGCCUCUGCCUCUGACAUGUUGCCUCUGCCUCUGACAUGUUGACUCGCCUUGACAUGUUGCCUCUGCCUCCUGACAUGUUUUGCCGCCUCUGCCUCUGACAUGUUUGCCUCUGCCUGACAUGUUGACUCUGACUCUGACAUGUUGACUGCCUCUGACAUGUUGACUCUGACAUGUUGCCUCUGACAUGUUGACUCUGCCUCUGACAUGUUGCCUCUGACAUGUUGACUCUGCCUCUGACAUGUUGCCUCUGACAUGUUGACUCUGCCUCUGACAUGUUGCCUCUGCCUCUGACAUGUUGACUCUGCCUCUGACAUGUUGACUGCCUCUGACAUGUUGACUCUGACAUGUUGACUCUGCCUCUGACAUGUUGCCUCUGACAUGUUGCCUCUGACAUGUUGCCUCUGACAUGUUGACUUAGGCUCUGACAUGUUGCCUCUGACAUGUUGCCUCUGACAUGUUGACUUAGGCUCUGACAUGUUGACUCUGACAUGUUGACUCUGCCUCUGACAUGUUGACUUUGCCUCUGACAUGUUGCCUCUGACAUGUUGACUCUGCCUCUGACAUGUUGACUGCCUCUGACAUGUUGCCUCUGCCUCUGACAUGUUGCCUCUGCCUCUGACAUGUUGACUGCCUCUGACAUGUUGACUCUGCCUCUGACAUGUUGCCUUUUGACAUGUUGACUCUGACAUGUUCCCGCCGCCUCUAACAUGUUGCCUCUGCCUCUGACAUGUUGACUCUGCCUCUGACAUAUUGCCUCUGACAUGUUGCCUCUGACAUGUUGCCUCUGACAUGUUGACUCUGCCUUUGACAUAUUGCCUCUGACAUGUUGACUCUGCCUCUGACAUGUUGACUGCCUCUGACAUGUUGCCUCUGACAUGUUGCCUCUGACAUGUUGACUUAGGCUCUGACAUGUUGACUGCGCCUCUGACAUGUUGACUCUGACAUGUUGCCUCUGGCAUGUUGACUCUGCCUCUGACAUGUUGACUCUGCCUCUGACAUGUUGACUCUGCCUCUGACAUGUUGACUCUGCCUCUGACAUGUUGACUCUGCCUCUGACAUGUUGCCUCUGGCAUGUUGUCUCUGGCAUGUUGCCUCUGGCAUGUUGACUUAGGCUCUGACAUGUUGACUGCGCCUCUGACAUGUUGACUACGCCUCUGACAUGUUGACUGUGCCUCUGACAUGUUGCCUUUUGACAUGUUGACUCUGACAUGUUCCCGCCGCCUCUAACAUGUUGCCUCUGCCUCUGACAUGUUGACUCUGCCUCUGACAUAUUGCCUCUGACAUGUUGCCUCUGACAUGUUGCCUCUGACAUGUUGACUCUGCCUCUGACAUGUUGCCUCUGACAUGUUGACUCUGCCUCUGACAUGUUGACUGCCUCUGACAUGUUGCCUCUGACAUGUUGACUUAGGCUCUGACAUGUUGACUGCGCCUCUGACAUGUUGACUCUGACAUGUUGCCUCUGGCAUGUUGACUCUAGCAUGUUGACUCUGCCUCUGACAUGUUGACUCUGCCUCUGACAUGUUGCCUCUGGCAUGUUGCCUCUGACAUGUUGACUUAGGCUCUGACAUGUUGACUGCGCCUCUGACAUGUUGACUACGCCUCUGACAUGUUGACUGUGCCUCUGACAUGUUGACUGUGCCUCUGACACCCCACCACUAUACAGAGCUGUCAUUGACAUCUGGGUUGAGGGUGUUUCAGAUGCGGAAUGAAAGGUUGAACUCUGUUCUGCUUGUUCUAUAAAUCAAAACAACUAAAUACCUUAGUAGACAUUUUUAUCCAAAGCCAUAAAAGUGUCUGCAUUUUCAGUACUUGAUCCCACAACCUUGGUGCUAAUCAUGAGCAUCCAGUGUCCCAUAUAACCCUCUCUCUCCCUCCCCCUCUUUCUCUGUCUGUCUCGCUCGCUCGCUCGCUCUCUUUCUCUCUUACAUCUCUCUCCCCCCUUCUUUCACUGUCCUCCCCUCUUUCUCCCCCCCCUCUCUCUCCUCCCUCUUUCUCUCUCCCCACUCUCUUCCCCCACCCCCCCUCUUUCUCUCCCCUCCUCUCUUUCUCUCCCCUCCCCCCUCUUUCUCCCUCCAUGAUAGGAUCCUUUAAACUCUGGGGAUGACGUGAGUGAGCAGGACAUUCCUGAUCUCUUUGACACUGACAAUGUGAUAGUGUGUCAGUAUGAUAAGGUAUGCUUCAGGUUCCUAGUGUUGUAGAUAAGGUAUGCUUCAGCUUCCUAGUGUUGUAGAUAAGGUAUGUUUCAGCUUCCUAGUGUUGUAGAUAAGGUGUUCAUGCUUUCUAAUGAUAUACUGUAUGUUUUUUACCACUUCAGAUUCACCGCAGUAAGAACCGGUGGAAGUUCUAUCUGAAGGAUGGGGUGAUGUGUUACGGAGGAAAGGACUAUGUCUUCUCUAAGGCUGUCGGGGAGGCAGAGUGGUGA